Molecule: messenger RNA, 2383 nt
Organism: Trichoplusia ni (cabbage looper)
Lineage: Eukaryota; Metazoa; Arthropoda; Insecta; Lepidoptera; Noctuidae
Product: zinc finger protein 39-like
Exons: 1
Coding region: 502-2196 (564 amino acids)
Biological process (GO): regulation of transcription by RNA polymerase II
Cellular component (GO): nucleus
Molecular function (GO): RNA polymerase II transcription regulatory region sequence-specific DNA binding; zinc ion binding; DNA-binding transcription factor activity, RNA polymerase II-specific
Source: RefSeq, a predicted model, not a curated record
UGCAUUCCACAAUGUUUACACAGAUGUUACAAAAUGGGUUAGAGCAUUUGUGGACCCUGCAGGGCACAGCAAAUUAAUCUUAUAUCUAAAAUUAUUUAAACAAUAUAAAUAAUAAUUUUAUGAUGACAUUCUGUGAUCAAAGAUUCAAGAUCAUGACCAAAACGCCUAGGUAAUGUAUAAUACAUUUUUGAUCAGCAGAAUAAGUCGAUUCAAGCUGACUACUCACCGAAUUACGAUAAUUAAUUUUUUGGUUAAUUCUGAUUGGUAUAGGACUGACAAUUUUUCUGCAAAUUAAUUCACUUCGAUUUUUACUGAACGCACCACUCUGAGAAAAGCUCUGUGGAGGAUUCUUAUUACCUACACUAACACUAUCUGUCAAUGUCAAACUCAGUUAUUGAAAGUCAAAAAUUAUCAAACGGAGAUCUUUACUUAUUUACCACUCUGUUUUGCAGUUAAAAGCUAUCAGGAGAAAAGCAUUUUACUCUUAAUUCUGCGGCAACCAUGCGGACGCGUAAUAAGUUACGAUCCAGGAACUCAACAGUAUCUCAAGAAGCAGUAAUAAUUGACCAAAGAAACUCGCCGGGAAAAUGUAGAGUGUGCUUAGAUGAUGGAGAUAUACCAAUUUUCGGUUCAAAAGAUAUAUCUAAUGAUGUAGCAGAGUUCGGAAAGAUCAAAAUCAAUGCAAAUGAUAACUUCCCAAAGUACUUAUGCGAAGCUUGUUAUACUUUACUCGAAGCUGCAAUCUUGUUUAGGAAAACCGCGAAACAAGCCAAUGCAUUUCUAAAGAAAAAUCCCUGGAAGAUCCCAUCGUCGGCAGCGUCUGAUGAUUCUAAUUAUAUAAAUGAAAACGAACCUGAAAUAAAGCGAGAGUAUCUUGAGUUGGAUAACACCUCUGAAUCUGAACUUGACGACUUUGAUAAACUAAGGCUUAAAAUUGAGUCGGAAGAUGAAACCAUUGAUUACCUUGCUCUAGCUAACAAUCAUAUGGAUAUGUCAGUUAAGUCAGAGGAUGGUAGUGUAGGAUACCGGUCUGCUUCUGAAGCAGAUACUCAAGAAACAAAUUAUAUGGAGCACUCUCAAUUAGAGGACAUUGAUGAAUCAAAAAAUGAUGAAGAUGAAACUGUUGCUGAUCCAGAUAGUGAAAUGAUUAUGAUUAUAGUUUCUGACAAAGAUAAACAAAAUCAGAUUACACCAAUAUGUGAAAAAUGCAACACUAGUUUUGAUAACAUAGAUGACCUUUUGCAGCACAUUGAGAAAACUCAUCCGAAACCGGGCCCAGAUGAGAGAGAAUGUGAUAUUUGUCGUAAUGUGGUCAAAAGGAAUUUAUAUAAAGUACAUUUAAAAGAGCACAGAGAAAAGUAUCAAGAGAAACAUAUUAAAAAGUAUGGUAAAGUUGAAUGUGAAAUAUGCAAUAAGAAAAUUAGUAAAGCAUAUUAUAAAUACCAUAUUAAAAUGCAUGGAACUGCUGAAGAACAAGCUGAAAGGACUAUGGAAUGUACAAUAUGUAAAAAAUCCUUUGGUGCACACUACUUUAAUGACCAUAUGAAAAGGGUACAUGAUAAGAAAAUGAAGCACACAAAACAAUCAUCUCAGAAACCAGUGCCCAAAGAGGUUUCACCGAAGAAUGUAAAAAAAACUAAAUGUCCAGUGUGUGACAAAAAAGUAAAAGAAAGUGAAUAUAAACAACAUUUAGCAAAACACGGCGGUCCAUUGCGACGUUACAUUUGUGACAAAUGUGGAAAAGUAUUCAAACAUCCGUCUGCAUUCCGAACUCAUUACAUGACACAUGGUACUGAACUGAAAUACAAAUGCCAGUUUUGUCCCUACAGAGGCUUGCAUCAAGGCCUCCUUAAGAUCCAUGUUCGGACCCACACAGGGGACUACAACUACAAAUGUACGGAGUGUCCCGCAAAGUUCAUAACAAAGAGUAACUUGUCCAAACAUAUUCAACGGCACAAGGGACAAUGUAACUACAAGUGUGAAAUUUGUAAUAAAGGAUUUUACUCUAAACGUGAUCUAAACAAACACAACAAUAUAGUACAUUUGAAGUUACGGAAUCAUGUUUGCGAGUCCUGCGGAAAAGUUUUUGGACACAGAGAUAAUAUGUUGAGUCACCAACUGAAAGUUCAUAAACGUGAAAAGAUUAUCACGAAAGGCAGAAUGCCUUCAUACCUUAAGACGGAAGAACAGUUGUAAAAUAAUAGUCAUUAAACAUUAGGCAUUUGUGGUUUGUUUAUCUGUAGUUUCUAUGAAUACUACAGGCAAAAAAAAGAUUUGACUACAUGUACGCUCAAGUGCAUGUUUUCUUAAAUCGUAAGGCAUUGUGCACAUAUUUUUUUAAUAAUAGUAAUUAUGUAAUAAUAAAACCUUUUGAUAAUACAGA